UCUUGAUUUAGGUACGUCGGAAACCAGGUGCAAAAAUGAGUAAUGAAGAAGUUAUGGAGAAACUUCGAGAAAUUUGUUCUCCAAUAAAAGCAGAGUCAGUCUAUGAAAAAGAUUGUGAAAUAGGAGAAAUUGGGUCUGGAGCAUCUGGAACUGUAUUUGUUGCUAAGGAAAAAGCAACAGGUCGCAAAGUUGCAGUGAAAGAUAUUGACCUUGAGAAGCAGCCAAAAAAGGAAUUAAUUCUUACAGAGAUUCAGGUCAUGAAGGAACUGCAGCAUGAAAACCUUGUUAAUUUCCUGGAUGUCUUCCUUCAAGAAAACCACCUGUGGGUGGUCAUGGAGUUACUUGAUGGUGGGCCCUUGACGGACGUUGUAACAGAAACGGUAAUGAAAGAGACACAGAUUGCUGCCGUGUGUUACCAUACAUUGCAAGGUAUCAAUUACCUCCACAAAAAUGGUGUCAUUCAUAGAGACAUCAAGUCCGACAAUGUCCUCUUAGGUAAAGAUGGAUCUGUCAAGGUGACAGAUUUUGGAUUCUGUGCUAAUAUUUCAGGAGAUGAGAAGCGUCAAACAAUGGUUGGAACACCUUACUGGAUGGCACCAGAGGUAGUGAAUAGAAAGCAGUAUGGGAAGAAAGUUGACAUUUGGUCCCUGGGCAUUAUGGCUAUAGAGAUGAUUGAUGGUGAACCACCAUAUCUGAAUGAAACACCAUUACGUGCACUUUACCUUAUUGCUUCAACUGGAAAACCUAUUGUAGCAUCCUGGGACAAGCUGUCACCUGAAUUUCAGGUAGAUUUUUUAAUAUAAUUUUUGUUUGUAUAUAUGCGUAGGGGAUGGGAGUUUUCUGGAAUCAUGUGAAUCUGUAUCAGUCAAUCAUAUAUUGUUUUCAGUAUGCAUCUCAGCUUUCAGCACAGUGUUGUUAAUGUCUGUUAAAGAAACUGCUAGAUGCAUUUUUUCCUGAAGUUUUUGACGAAGCAUUGGUUUUAUCUUGCUUUAGAUUUGAUCUACUGCUUUAUCAGACAUUGUUGCUCUCUUUUUUUCUGCCCUGUAUCUAUCUGCCUUGUGCAAGUUGCUGUCUUGCUUUGCAUAUGAUCAGCUUUGAUGAAGACAUGGAAGCAGAUUAUUUACAAGGGAUAAAUGAUGUUUGGUAAAGGGGAAGAAAUAAAGAUAGAGCUGAUAUAGGUAGUUACUUACUUAGUAAUAAGUAAAAACAUUUUCCAUUAAAUUUACAAUGAACUUUUGAAAGAGUGGCUAUUGAAGAGGUACCAAACCAUAAGAGGGAAACUUGAUUCUAUUGUCAGUUACUGACCCUUUCUCUACCUGACUAUUGUAUAUAAUUUAUUUAAUCUGAAUUUAUAAAAGGCACUGCUCACUUUUGUUAUCAUCAUAGAUAAACAUGUUAUCUUAGCUCCUGUCAUCACUUGAUAUCUAAACCAUGAACUGAUAAGAUUUCAGAAUAAUAUUACCUAUACCUUUAUAUCACUUUUUAAUCAUGACUCAUUUUUUUUACAAGGCAGUUUUCUCAAGCAAAGAAUUUGCUUUAUUUACUCCACUCCCCCCAAUCAGAAUUACUGAUCAAUUGAUCAAGAGAG
Penaeus vannamei (Pacific white shrimp) is the source of this 1588-nucleotide messenger RNA. RefSeq names its product serine/threonine-protein kinase PAK 2. Lineage: Eukaryota; Metazoa; Arthropoda; Malacostraca; Decapoda; Penaeidae. Gene Ontology annotation, cellular component: cytoplasm. Gene Ontology annotation, biological process: regulation of MAPK cascade; regulation of axonogenesis; intracellular signal transduction. Gene Ontology annotation, molecular function: ATP binding; protein serine/threonine kinase activity. The record is from RefSeq and is a predicted model, not a curated record.